AUGGAGUCUCAUAAGGACAAACGUUUCCUCAUUGUUGGAGCUGGCGUGUUCGGCCUGUCAACAGCGUUGGAGCUCAAGUCACGAGGAUACCAAAAUGUGGUAGUUGCGGAUCGAUAUCCACCUCCCGUCAAAGAUGGCAGCAGUGUGGAUAUAUCGAGGAUAAUUCGGACAGAAUACGCCGACGAGCUAUACCACCGAAUGGCACGCGAGGCUUAUAAGUUGUGGAGAGAAGGCGAGUAUCGCGAAGACUUCCACGAGACUGGUUUUGUGAUGCUUGCUGAGGGUAGGGGCCUAUCUUACCUUGAAAAGUGCUUGAAGAUCAGUGAAUCAGUUGGUGUCGUUCUGGACGAUUUCUCUGAUGCGAAUGACGUCCGUCAACUCUAUCCUGCUGUCCAGGCUAGGUUAGAUGGGCUGCGUGCAGUCCAUAACCCAAAUGGUGGUUGGGCAGAUGCGGAAGCAGCUAUUCGAAGGCUGGCGGGCCGAUGCAGCGACGCGGGCGUCUCCUUUGUCAACGGGCCCCGUGGUACUGUUGUCUCUUUGAUAUACAACAGCAAGGAGUGCAAACAGCAAGUUGUGGGAGUAAAGGUGGCUUCAGGUGACGACAUUAUAGCCGACCAGGUCAUCCUGUGCACCGGAGCCUGGACAAAUAGGCUUCUCUCCUUAGACCAUGCUACCUCCGCAUCUGGCCAGCCACUGGGCUUCAUCGACCUUACGGAAGAGGAGGCAGCUCGAUUGAAGGGCCUUCCUGUCAUGAUCAACUACAGUACAGGCAUCUUUUGCUUCCCUCCUAGCCCGGGAACCAAUAUCUUAAAAGUUGCCAGACACGGCUAUGGGUGGGCCACGGAGGUUCAGACAGGCGACGGUCGAGUGGUAUCCUCGCCGAAGCUCGAUGGUUGCAACACCGGGUCGUCGUACCUACCAGAUGAUGCAGACAAGGCACUCCGUGAGGGUCUCCAACAAUUGCUCCCUGAGUUUGCAAACCAUCCAUGGUCUAAUCGACGCAUGUGCUGGUACUCGGAUACUCCAGACGCCGACUUCAUAAUUGACCACCAUCCCGGCAUUGAAGGGCUGUUCAUUGCUACAGGUGGAUCUGGACACGCAUUCAAGUUCCUGCCGGUCUUAGGGGGUUACGUGUCAGACUGUUUCGAGAAUAAGGCUCCUGAUGACGUGCGACAAAAAUGGAGGCUGAGACAGAGAGCCAAGGAUGAUCAUACCAAGUUGAAAGUUGCGGAUGGCAGUAGAGGAGGUCCACCGCUGAGGAAGUUGGCAGCAGAAGAGCAAGCGAAACUAUAG
Diaporthe amygdali is the source of this 1293-nucleotide messenger RNA. RefSeq lists its product as uncharacterized. NCBI's taxonomy places the organism in Eukaryota, Fungi, Ascomycota, Sordariomycetes, Diaporthales, Diaporthaceae. The coding region runs from base 1 to 1293 and encodes 430 amino acids. The transcript has 2 exons. Gene Ontology annotation, molecular function: proline dehydrogenase activity; sarcosine oxidase activity; flavin adenine dinucleotide binding. The record is from RefSeq and is a predicted model, not a curated record.